AUGACUUUAUCUCAGAACGACUCUGACGUCAACCACGACGAACGCUUUAGACAUGAAGUCUUGAAGGGUUUUGCAGAAGAUCUUCAAGACUUAGCAAGUGACAAGGAGAAGCAAGAUCUUCUCAUAUCUAUCAAGAGUUUUGCUUUUCACUUCAUCAAAGAGCCCCUCAACAGGCCAAUGGCAGAAUUCCCCACGGUACAGAAGAAUCUUGACGUCUUGUGGAAUAUGUUCUUCAAAGCCAGCGCCGCUAUAGACAGUGAAAGCUUGUUCCAAGAUCGGCUCGUCCUUCUAUUAUUGUGGACAAGGCAGUUUGAUCUUGUGUAUAAAGAGCUUUACAAUGGGCGGCAUGUCGCAGGAAACUGGGAAUCCUAUGGUUUUGCACAGAGUUUACAGGUGUUCUGGGAAGAGCUGGUGAAAGAAGGUUCAGAGGCUGAGUUACGAAGCCUUGCUACUUUCUCUGCCAAGGUCUUGGCUGCUGGUAUAUGCGAAGAACAGAUCUCCUCGACUGCGCUUUGGUAUAUGCGCGAGGCCCUUGAGACCAGCGACGACUGCACUGCCAAGUUUCUGCCUGGCGCAGCUGUAUGGAUGGAGAUGUGUCCUCACGCGUUGCUCAAGGACUGCGUUCUGAAAGCAGACAAACAGCAGUCGUCACUGAAUCUUGGCCCCCUUGCGCAGGACCAGCGCGUCGACAAGGCCGGAUUCAGCAUGGCACGGUGGCUGUUUUGGAGAAGUCGCUUCCAAAAGAUUAGCCACCACCCCGAUACUUCACUUGCGCAACUUGCUAAGAAGGGGUUCAUGGCUAUGAUCCACUGCGGAAGGGAUGUCGAUUAUGGUGUCCCAGGGGAAGAUGCGUUUGCUGAAAGACUACAGGCCACUAUGUGGGCUGAGCUCGUCAAGAGUGGAAAGGUAAGCCUGGAUGGUGAUGAUGUCGAUAUCGACCCCGAUUGGGUUGAUGGAGAAAAAGAGUGA
This is a messenger RNA of Fusarium tjaetaba, 969 nucleotides long. RefSeq lists its product as uncharacterized. The record is from RefSeq and is a predicted model, not a curated record. Lineage: Eukaryota; Fungi; Ascomycota; Sordariomycetes; Hypocreales; Nectriaceae. The coding region runs from base 1 to 969 and encodes 322 amino acids. The transcript has a single exon.